Molecule: messenger RNA, 4074 nt
Organism: Phyllostomus discolor (pale spear-nosed bat)
Lineage: Eukaryota; Metazoa; Chordata; Mammalia; Chiroptera; Phyllostomidae
Gene: OSBPL6
Product: oxysterol binding protein like 6
Exons: 26
Coding region: 368-3247 (959 amino acids)
Cellular component (GO): perinuclear endoplasmic reticulum; plasma membrane; intracellular membrane-bounded organelle
Molecular function (GO): cholesterol binding
Source: RefSeq, a predicted model, not a curated record
CGCCCGUCCGCCCGCCGGGGCCGUCUCCCGCCGCUGCUGCGGCAGGAUCGGCGGCGCCGCCGCUCGCCUCCAGCUUCUGCCCCUUGCUGCAAAACAGCAAGAGAAGGAAAUCAAGGAGCCACUCCUGCAAUUUACCAGAUAAGCCCAGCAGGGUCAGUAGAGUUCCCAGAAAAAAGCUGCAGCCAUCUGAGGAUAAACCACGUCAAACAGCUUUUACCUUAAAGCCGGCCUGAAAGAAGGAUUCCCGGUUACAAGUCAAGCCCAAUUUGUGAAAUGGACUGAGGCUGGAAGUUUAUCUACUUCUUCGUCCGAAUUCCAGACCAUUGGGAUGAUCGUAAGUGUGCGCGACUAGACCCUAACUGCAGCUAUGAGUUCAGACGAGAAGGGCAUAUCCCCCGCCCAUAAAACAUCCACUCCCACCCAUAGAAGUGCCUCCUCUUCGACGUCCUCCCAAAGGGACAGUAGACAGAGUAUCCACAUACUGGAGAGGACUGCUUCCUCCGGAACCGAGCCUUCUGUUAGUCGCCAGUUGCUAGAACCGGAGCCAGUCCCCCUCUCCAAGGAAGCGGACAGUUGGGAAAUUAUAGAAGGGCUGAAAAUAGGUCAAACCAAUGUCCAGAGACCAGACAAACAUGAAGGCUUUAUGCUGAAGAAAAGAAAAUGGCCUUUGAAAGGCUGGCACAAGCGUUUUUUUGUCCUGGAUAAUGGAAUGUUAAAGUAUUCAAAGGCACCACUUGAUAUUCAAAAAGGGAAGGUCCAUGGAAGCAUCGAUGUUGGACUGUCGGUCAUGUCCAUUAAAAAGAAAGCUCGGAGAAUAGACCUUGAUACGGAAGAGCACAUCUAUCAUUUGAAGGUGAAAUCGCAGGACUGGUUUGACGCGUGGGUCUCCAAGCUGCGCCACCAUCGACUGUAUCGGCAGAAUGAAAUUGUGAGAUCACCAAGAGAUGCCAGUUUUCACAUAUUUCCUUCAACCUCCACAGCUGAAUCCUCACCUGCUGCUAAUGUUUCCGUUGUGGAUGGGAAGAUGCAACCCAACAGCUGUCCGUGGCAGUCCCCUUUACCAAGCAGCAGCAGCCUCCCCGCCACCUGCACGACCGGCCAGAGGAAAGUGGCCGCCUGGUUACAGGACUCGGAGGAAAUGGACAGGUGUGCAGAAGACCUUGCACACUGCCAGUCAAACCUCGUGGAACUUAGCAAGCUCCUGCAAAAUUUGGAAAUACUUCAGAGAACUCAGUCAGCACCUAACUUUACUGACAUGCAGGCUAACUGUGUAGAUAUUUCAAAGAAAGACAAGCGGGUCACAAGAAGAUGGAGAACAAAAAGUGUCAGCAAAGAUACAAAAAUACAACUGCAGGAAGGGCCAUCUGUGAAGGGGCAGUUCAGCACCACUCGGCGCCGGCAGAGGCUAGCGGCAGCAGUGGCUACAACAGUUCCUUUCAGUGCCACCAUGUCACCCGUCCGCUUGCACUCCUCCAACCCCAACCUGUGCGCAGAUAUUGAAUUUCAGACACCCCCUAGCCACCUCACGGACCCCCUGGAGAGCUCAACAGAUUACACGAAACUUCAGGAGGAAUUCUGUCUAAUUGCACAGAAAGUGCAUUCUCUGUUGAAGUCUGCAUUUAAUAGCAUAGCUAUAGAGAAGGAGAAGCUUAAGCAGAUGGUUUCUGAGCAGGAGCACAAUAAAGGCCACAGCACGCAGAUGGCACGGCUCCGACAGUCACUGUCUCAGGCACUCAACCAGAAUGCUGAACUAAGGAAUCGGUUGAGCAGAAUACAUUCAGAAUCUAUUAUUUGUGAUCAGGUUGUCAGUGUAAAUAUUAUUCCUAGCCCUGAUGAGGCUGGUGAGCAAAUCCACGUCAGUCUCCCCCUGUCACAGCAAGUCGCAAAUGAGAGCCGCCUCUCCAUGUCAGAGUCCGUGUCUGAGUUCUUUGAUGCCCAAGAGGUGCUCCUCUCAGCAAGCUCGUCCGAGAACGAGGCUUCAGACGAUGAGUCUUACAUCAGUGAUGUGAGUGAUAAUAUCUCUGAAGACAACACCAGUGUCGCAGACAACAUUUCUCGGCAAAUCUUGAAUGGGGAGCUUACAGGAGGGGCCUUCCGAAAUGGACGUCGAACAUGCCUGCCAGCUCCCUGUCCAGACACCAGUAACAUUAACCUGUGGAAUAUCUUGAGGAACAACAUUGGUAAAGACCUGUCUAAAGUCUCUAUGCCUGUGGAGCUGAACGAGCCACUCAACACUCUGCAGCAUCUCUGCGAGGAAAUGGAAUACAGUGAGCUUCUGGACAAGGCUUCGGAAACCGAUGACCCCUAUGAGCGCAUGGUUCUUAUUGCUGCAUUUGCAGUUUCAGGAUAUUGCUCCACCUAUUUCAGAGCAGGAAGUAAGCCAUUCAACCCUGUCCUUGGGGAGACUUAUGAAUGCAUUAGAGAGGACAAGGGAUUCCGCUUUUUCUCAGAGCAGGUUAGCCAUCAUCCACCCAUUUCUGCCUGUCACUGUGAAUCCAAGAAUUUUGUGUUUUGGCAAGAUAUCAGAUGGAAAAACAAGUUCUGGGGGAAGUCGAUGGAAAUCCUGCCUGUGGGAACCCUGAACGUCAUGCUUCCGAGGUAUGGAGACUGCUACGUGUGGAAUAAGGUCACCACGUGCAUACACAACAUUCUCAGUGGAAGGAGAUGGAUCGAGCAUUAUGGAGAAGUAACCAUUAGAAAUACCAAAAGCAGUGUUUGCAUUUGCAAACUCACAUUUGUCAAGGUGAAUUACUGGAAUAAUAAUGUGAAUGAAGUCCAGGGCGUUGUGAUGGACCAGGAGGGGAAGGCGGUGCACCGGCUGUUCGGGAAGUGGCACGAAGGGCUGUACUGCGGCGUGGCCCCCUCUGCAAAGUGCAUCUGGAGACCAGGUUCCUUGCCAACCAACUAUGAGCUCUACUACGGCUUCACAAGGUUUGCUAUUGAGCUCAAUGAGUUGGAUCCUGUACUGAAAGAUCUCCUCCCGCCAACAGAUGCCCGGUUCCGACCAGAUCAGAGAUUUUUGGAAGAAGGAAAUCUAGAAGCUGCAGCAGCAGAGAAGCAAAGAGUAGAGGAGCUCCAGAGAUCUCGAAGACGAUACAUGGAAGAAAACAACCUCGAGCAUAUACCAAGAUUUUUUAAAAAAGUGAUUGAUGCCAAUCAAAGAGAAGCCUGGGUUUCUAAUGACACCUACUGGGAGCUGCGAAAGGACCCUGGGUUUAGCAAAGUAGACAGCCCCGUUCUGUGGUAACCUGGGAAUGUAGAGCUAGCCAACAUAUCCCGUUCUGAAUGAAUAAGUAACUAUGCACAAUUAUGUUUCUUAGAGCUCCGCGUGGUUUCUGGGUCGACUGAACACUGACCGUUUGCUUUUCUAUUCAUCUUUAUAACGGACGUUCAGAAGUGCAUUAGACAAAGCCCCUGGCCACUUUUGGAUCCUUUCUGUUUUGCUGCAACCAUAUUCCUUAAAAAAACAUCUACACCCUCCUUGAAAAGUGGAAUUAAAGGAGCAGAAUAUAAAAUCCAAAGUCUGACGAGUUUAUGAAGAAAAACAAGCCGUAACUGGUGCUUAAAGCUGAUCCAGAGAGUUUAAAGCAAUGUGACAUAAACCACCAGUUGGGUCCUUUUUCCGGAAGCGCCAUCCCCUCAUCGUCGGAGCUCCUGGGCCACGGCAUCCGGUCAGUUCGGAUCCGAGUGUGCCCGCUGGAUGUGGAGUGCCCGUGCUGGCCUGGUCAGUGAGACGAGAUGCUUCUCAGAGCCCGUUCCGUCCGUCCGCCAUUGUUCAUGCCUUAAGAAAUGCAAAGAUGUACAAUAAAUCGUUUUUUUAAUGUGUGCUCAUAGGUGUAUGUGAAGGACAGGUCUUUUGAAUCAUGGCAUGAUUCACUUCGUGGGAUCAGAACAGUUGGGAGUCUAACUUAAAUGGAUUGAAAAAGCAAAGCGUGCUUUCCUUUGACACUGCAGUCACCGUCUCAUAUAUCUGAAGGGCAAGGAAGAAACAGUGUGCUAGGUAGAUUUCUGUAUCCACAUUGCUUGUCCAGUUCCUGUCCUGCAUCCAGACAAUAAACCAUCCCUCCUCCACCU